Messenger RNA from Drosophila elegans, 792 nucleotides. Its product is annotated as translocator protein. Lineage: Eukaryota; Metazoa; Arthropoda; Insecta; Diptera; Drosophilidae. The transcript has 2 exons. The coding region runs from base 83 to 640 and encodes 185 amino acids. Gene Ontology annotation, cellular component: mitochondrial outer membrane. The record is from RefSeq and is a predicted model, not a curated record.
UCACCAUCGCAGCCGGCAAACAAAACAGAGAAAACAGAACGUACGCCGAUAUUGCGACUCAUUUGCAGUGUGAAUUUCGAAAAUGGCUGAUCGUCCGUGUGCUGGAAAUAUGCUCCGCAUCGCCGGGGCCGUAAUCCUGCCCAAUCUGGGCGGGAUCUACAAUGGGUGGCUGACCAGGCAACACAUCCAGAACUGGUACGUUCACCUGAAGUUCCCGUCCUUCAAGCCCCCCAACUGGGUGUUCGCUCCGGUGUGGACCUCCCUCUACGCCGGCAUGGGCUACGGAUCGUAUUUGGUGUGGCGCGAUGGCGGAGGAUUUGGAGGAGAGGCGGCCAGACUGCCUCUAAUCGCCUAUGGUACCCAACUAGCCCUGAACUGGGCGUGGUCGCCCAUCUUCUUCGGGCAGCACAACAUCAAGGGCGGGCUUAUUGACAUAGUCGCACUGACGGCCACCGCCGGUUUGUGUGGAGUUCUGUUUUACCGGGUGAACAAAGUCGCCGGACUGCUCUUUGUACCCUAUCUCGCCUGGCUGGGAUUCGCCACUGCUCUGAACUAUGCCGUCUGGAAGCUGAAUCCGGAUAAGAAGCGGGCCCUGGAGGAGGAGGAGAAGCCCUCCGGCAGUCACGCCAAGGCCAAUUAGCCCCCGAAAAGCACUUAAAUCCAUUUAUUUUAUAAGAUAUGUAAUGCCUUUAGAUGUUAUCGAACUAGGGCUGGCCUAGUUGGUUACGAUAUCGAUAAAUCAUAUAUCAAAGUAAGCGGGAAAUUCAAAAUAUGUUGUAAACAAACCAAGAA